AUGCGCACUCCUUGGGCCUUCCAUACUUGGGGGCUUGAUUUGAUUGGAACCAUUCACCCGCCUUCAGAUGGUUACAUAUGGAUCCUCACUGCCACUGAAUAUUUCACAAAAUGGGUGGAGGCAGUUCCCCUUCGAAAGGCCACAGGAGCUGCAGUAUCAAAUUUCAUAAGAGAACACAUUGUAUGCAGGUUUGGAAUUCCGUACAAGAUUGUCACCGACAACGGCACACCUUUUGUCAACAAGCAAGUGAACUCGACACUCAACGGGUACGACAUCAAGCACCGGUGUUCCACACCAUAUUACCCACAAGGAAAUGGUCAAGCUGAAGCUACCAACAAGACUCUCUGGAGAAUUCUGAGCAAAAUGGUAUAUGAAUACGAAGGGGGGUGGAGCCUUGACUUGCCAAAUGCUCUGUGGGCUUACCGCACCUCUCCGAGGAGCGCCACAGGCUUCUCCCCUUUUUCACUUGUAUAUGGAUCUGAUACGAUCUCCCCUGUUGAGAUCACUGUCCCCACAGCCAGGGUUUUGUUUGUCAAUGACAUUGAGUGGGAUGCAAAAUCAUGCUCAAAGUGCCGCUGGAUGGACUUGGAGUCUUUGGAAGAAAAAAUAGCAGAAGCUGAGGAGAAAAUGAUGUUGUACCACAAGACAAUCUCCCAAGCUUACAACAGAGCUGUCAAACCACGGAGCUUCAAACAUGGGGAUUUAGUGCUUCGAGCUGCUGAGCAUGUAAGGAGGCAAGUAUUGGGACCCUCCAAGUUUGCACCACCAUGGGAAGGUCCAUUCACAGUCAAGGAGGCUUAUAGUAGUGGCUACUAUUGCCUCAUCUCAGUCAAAGAAGGCACAUUAACAGAUCCCAUCAACGGAAAGUGGCUCAAGCCAUACUACUGUUAA
Prunus avium (sweet cherry) is the source of this 891-nucleotide messenger RNA. NCBI's taxonomy places the organism in Eukaryota, Viridiplantae, Streptophyta, Magnoliopsida, Rosales, Rosaceae. The record is from RefSeq and is a predicted model, not a curated record.